This is a messenger RNA of Paramecium pentaurelia, 1803 nucleotides long. The record is from the annotation of a GenBank genome assembly. Lineage: Eukaryota; Ciliophora; Oligohymenophorea; Peniculida; Parameciidae.
AAUGGAAGAAGAAAUCCCUUUAGAAUUAAUCGAUGAACAGAUAAGCAUAGCACCAUCUCUAUAUUCUCAUAGUUCUAUUAUAGCAAAUAUUCAAAACUAAAUGAUUCAAUCUAGUAGUAAAAUUUAGAAUGAUCCUGUCAUAUUAAAAACAUCUCUUACCAAUGACAUCUUUAAGGAAGAUAACUUAGAUAUCUCAUAAUUUGAUCCCAAUAAUCCUAAAUACAAAAGUAAACCACAUGAAGUUCAUUUCUAAGUAACUUCAUUUAUAAAAUAUACUUUAUUUGGUUUGAUGGUUUAAAUACUUGGACCACUUAAUAUUCUAAUAUUUGUGUGGAAACAUAAACAAAUGUUAUAAAAUUGGUAGCUUUAUGGUUGUACAUGGAAAGUUUUCUUUUGUUAUUUAAGAUAUUGUAUUGAUCUUCUUUUGACUCUUAGUUUUAUACUUGAACCAAUGGAUACUUUAACAUUUUAAUGUAAUAAUAUUCAUUUAAUCUUUAUUUAGUAUUAUUGUACUUUAUUAUUCAAGAAUUGGCAGAGAUUAUAUUAUAAAAUAUUAUUUUGGCAUUUUAUCAUCCUUAGAAAUUGGAAUUAUUGGAGAAAUUUCCACUUGAAGAAAUCUUUAAUAAAUUUGAAACUCAAAUCAAUCCAAUAUUAUGGUUCAAAUAAACACCAGAAUUAAUUAAAUUCGAAUUAGAAUAAUCAAUUAAAAGAAUGCAUAUUGAACCUGGAUUAUUUGUUUUCUAUUUCAUUGUUUAACCUAAUGAAAAGAGAAAGGAAAAGAUAUAGCAUUAUUUUGAAAACUUGAAAAAGGAAGGUAAAUAUGCUGGUAAUGGAUUAAAGAUGGCUAUUGAAAUUAUAGAAUAUUACAAUAAUCAAUCUCCAAUGUAUAUGUACAUUUUUAUAGCCAUUGCAGCUAGUUGUUUUAGAAUUAUAUUGACAAUUUUUUAUUCCUAAUUCUGGUAUGGAUCUUAAUGUUAAAUAUUGAUGUUUAUAACAAUUACAUCAUUAAAUACUUUAGGAUAUUUUUUUGUAGUUUUAAUCAUGUUAAUAACAUUUAGAGAUUUGUAGAGGAAAGUCUUUUGUCUUAAUUAAUUAUCUCAUUUAAUUUCAGCAUAAUAAGUAGAGGAAUUUGAUGAAACUAAGAUAUUUCCAACUUUGAACUUUUUAUGUGUAUAAUCUUUAUUUUCUUGGUAAAAUUUAAGGAAAAUCUUAGUUGAUUAUGGUUUGUAAUAUUAUUAAAGAGAAAAUGCUAUAAUUUCAUUUUGUUUAGAAAUUAUUUUAGUUUUGAUUACAUUUGCUAUUUUAAAUAUAUUUGAUGUAAUCAGUUGUUUUACAUUAGAUGAUUCAGGUAAGAUAUCAUUAUUUGUAUAAAUUGGAUUUGAUGUAUUAACAAUAAUGUUUUUAACUAUAUUGGUUGUUUUUUAAGGAGCACGUAUUAAUAAGCAUUAUAAAGUUCAUUAAAGUAUGUUAAAGAGAAAUAUGUUUACUUAUCAAUAAUUAUCUACUUAAUCAUUUAUUAAGAAAGAAUAUCAUGUCUAACCUUAAGAUUUUAUGUUCAAAACAUUAAAAACAACAAUUGAUAAAAUUGAAUAAUAAAAUGAAAACAAAAAUUGGUUCUUCUUUUAUUCUUAAUAUGUUUUAAAUGCAAUUGAAUAAGCAUAUUAAGAUUUAUGUUAUGAUGAAGAGAAUAAACCAUUUACAGUUCUUGGUAUUGCAAUGACUCAUAGUUUAGCAGUAUAAUUGAUUGCAAGUUUUCUUGGAAUAUUUGGUACUAUAAUAACAAGUAUUUACUUUCAUAUAUGA